ACAGCUUGAACUCCGAUCAAUUGUCAUAAUGCGUAAGUGCACGCAAUACUACUCGAUACAUGCAUGAUUAAUAAAUAAGAACCUAUGAAGCUAUCAAUUACGACAAUCCGUCAUGCUAUAGAAUCAUCGAAUAUUCUAAAGACGUAGUUACGGCAUCUCCUUCGAUAGGACUCGAAAAUGCGCGCGCAAUAAAAAUUAUCCUACUUGCCUUCUCUAAGUUUCUUACCCCCUCCUCCUUAUGUAGUUGUCGUACGCUGACGGUGAAUUUUAAUUCGCAAAAAAGGUAAAAAAAAAAGAAAAAAAAGAAGAACUUUUCUCCUUCGUCUAUUAAUAAUUUAUCGUUGUGAGAAACUAACACGCCGCGAAGUAUUUUCGCGUCUGCGCGGACGAAGCUUUUUUUCUCUCUCUUUUUUUUUUUUUUCUUUUUGUCUUUUCCUUUUUUUCUUUUCUUCCUGUUCCUUUGCGUAGGGAUACAACCACGAGGAGGAGACAUACAUAUCCUCUUUUCUUUCAAGUAUUCACGCGAGUUUUUCCAGACAAUCGUCGCGAUUCAACUUUUGUCUUGUUAUGUGUUGUUGUUUUUCUUCUUCUUCUUCUUCUUCUUCUUUUCUUUUCUUUUCUUUUCUUUUCUUUUUUAAGCGCGACAAUACCAAUUUUUCUAUCAAUUACUCUCUUUUUUUCUCCCUGUUCUUUUCGCAGCAUUAAAUAAAAACUUUGUUCAUCACCUUUAUCAUUUUUCGCUUCCUAACAAAAAAGUUGAUUUCACGAGUUCGACAGAAAAAAAAAAAAAAAAUAAAAUAAAAUAAAAUAAAAAUAAGAAGAAGAAGAAAAAGAAGAAGAGAAAGAAGAAAGGCUCUCCUUGCAUCAUCAAGUGACAACGAACGCUUCUAUAUGGUAAAAGUUUUCACUCGUUCAAGCUUUCACCAUUUAUUUCCGUCAACUUUAAAAGAAGAAAGUUUCUAAGCACGAAAUACGGAAAGUCAAGAUUUUCGUAAAGAAAUCAAUAAUAAAAAGGAUGGUUCGAUGUUAGCUGAGAUCGCAAAGGAAUUCAUGCAACGAUCGACUACUACCAGUCAGGUACUGAAUCUGAAUUUAUCUAAUCUACUGCUACUUCUCGUAUUAAAAGCUGUAGUUUUUGGUGCUGGAUAUAUUGGAAAUCAUGGUUAUAAAGGACGCGAUUUGAACGAAGAAAAUAUAAUAUCCGAAGGAGAAGUCGCUUUGGCACUGGGAUAUUUGAUCGGUGAUACGUGCCUGUAUAGAGCAGCUUGCGAAGAACCACAUAUUGCUAAAGAAUAUUUAGGUGCUGCUGAAAUGCUUUUAAAUACGAUGAAAUUAAUGCCACAGACCGUAUCCGUCGAACGUAAAUACGAAAAGACUAUAAGCGAACUUCGAAAAGCUAUCGAGUACGGAUUUACAAGCAGAUGUCCACCAGAAUAUAAUUGUAAAAAGGAAAAUAUCAAAGCAUUCUUAACGACGGAGAAGAAGAAAUAAAACCGCCUAAAAUACGAAGAAGCGUAAUAAAAGCUGCCUUUUCAUUGGCUGAUACUUUUGAUAGUCGAG
This is a messenger RNA of Vespa crabro (European hornet), 1560 nucleotides long. RefSeq lists its product as uncharacterized. Lineage: Eukaryota; Metazoa; Arthropoda; Insecta; Hymenoptera; Vespidae. The coding region runs from base 1024 to 1491 and encodes 155 amino acids. The record is from RefSeq and is a predicted model, not a curated record. The transcript is spliced from 6 exons.